CCGUAAAUGUGUCACACCUGCAAAGAGGGGAUUAUAAUCCUGACAGCAGCCUUGUACAACACCUAUAAAAUCCCCCCCUGGCUAAUGCACCACAUGCUAACAAGGCAAACACAGAGCUUUAAUGAAGGCGAGCAGCAGAGUUAUGGUGCAGGUGCUGUUGUUGGCAUUGCUGGCUCAGGUCACUCUGUGCCAGCACUGGUCCUAUGGAUGGCUACCAGGUGGAAAGAGAAGCGUGGGAGAGCUGGAGGCAACCAUCAGGAUGAUGGGCACAGGGGGAGUGGUGUCUCUUCCUGAAGAGGCGAGUGCCCAAGCCCAGGAGAGGCUUAGGCCAUACAAUAUUGCUGAUGACUCCAGUCACUUUGACAGAAACAAAAGGUUGCUGAAUAAAUAAGGAGCGACAAAAAGAAGACAGACUGUAUUUUCAUCAACGCCAUGAACUGUCAACCCUUGCUUCAGAUUUUUGCUUUUUUAAACACAAAAAAUGUGUUUAU
This is a messenger RNA of Cyprinodon variegatus (sheepshead minnow), 491 nucleotides long. RefSeq names its product progonadoliberin-3 (gene gnrh3). Gene Ontology annotation, molecular function: hormone activity. Gene Ontology annotation, biological process: multicellular organism development. The record is from RefSeq and is a predicted model, not a curated record. The transcript has 4 exons. Gene Ontology annotation, cellular component: extracellular region. The coding region runs from base 122 to 391 and encodes 89 amino acids. NCBI's taxonomy places the organism in Eukaryota, Metazoa, Chordata, Actinopteri, Cyprinodontiformes, Cyprinodontidae.